Messenger RNA from Cladocopium goreaui, 1033 nucleotides. The record is from the annotation of a GenBank genome assembly. NCBI's taxonomy places the organism in Eukaryota, Dinophyceae, Suessiales, Symbiodiniaceae.
AAUUGACACUGGGUUGCUGCUGUGGAUGGAAGUGGAGCUAGGGCCAGCAGGGCCAGCAGCGUGGCAGCGGCAGCUUGUGAUGGACCCCAUGCAACGCCCGCCCACCUGGGACCCCAUGCAACGCCCGCUCGCCUGGGCGCGACCCUCCGCCUUCGCAGCGCCACCGUUGCCCUUCAACGCACCGCUGCAAGUGGAGACCGAGGCGCCAAGAGAUGAAGCCCGGCAAAGUUUUUUGGAUCUGGGCCAUGAUGGCCGCCAUGGGCACCGGGUGCCAUGGAGGCAAUAUGUUUCCUUGGCCGUUUGGUAUUUGCUUCUUGUGAUGGAGUACAUUGUGGUGCGAAUUGUUUGCCAGUUUGAUAUUCCUCGAGACUGCAAGCCACAUGGCAACCUCGACACCAUUUUCGACCUUCAGGUGAUGUUCAUGAUGGGUUUCAUGCUGGCCAUUUUGACUGGAGUGCACAUGCCAGAUCGGUUUGCCUACCUCUUCUGCUUCAAGGGUCCCAGGCCACGGGGCAUCGCCUUCCUGCUGGUGAUGGUCGUCAGUGGACCAGUUUGGGGUUCUUUGGACACGAUCGACUCCCUUUCGAGGAUUUCUUUCACUUCCAGCUUUUUUGAAGAGAGCUUUGUCAACGUCUUGAUCGGUUUGGCCUUUGGAGCAGCUGCCGCCUUUUUGCUGCUGUGGCAUUUCUACUGCGCCUUUAUGCACAACCAGAUCUCAGGUUUCCUGGCCUACAGCGGCAGCCGCUUGUCCAUUUGGAUCUUUUAUGGCGUCUAUCUCUAUAUUGCGGCAACCACAACGAAUGUGGAAGUUCACCUCCACCACUACGUCAUCGGUUUCCUCAUCGCAAUCCUUGCAGAAUUCAACCACCCAAUCUCGUUGGUGGUGCUGGCAGCAGGCACUGGGAUCUUUGUUCAGGGCAUUUCGGCUUAUCACGCAGACGCAUUGACCGAAGAGAAGAAGCAUCUGCUCGCUCUUUUCUUCUAAACGAAAAAAUCUCUGUGCUGAUCGGGUCAAUGUCGAAAUGUCGAUGUU